Clupea harengus (Atlantic herring) is the source of this 1542-nucleotide messenger RNA. RefSeq names its product leucine rich repeat containing 61 (gene lrrc61). Gene Ontology annotation, biological process: outer dynein arm assembly. Gene Ontology annotation, molecular function: protein binding. NCBI's taxonomy places the organism in Eukaryota, Metazoa, Chordata, Actinopteri, Clupeiformes, Clupeidae. Gene Ontology annotation, cellular component: cytoplasm. The record is from RefSeq and is a predicted model, not a curated record.
UGAGACACAUAAUGGAAAACAAGUUAGCUAUAGCGAGGUUUGGUGUCAAAGUCGAGGAUAUGACAUGUGAAUAACAUAAUCAGCAGAGGCAGUUCUCACUAGCUGGUUAGCUAGCAUAGCCACUUCGCUAAAUUUUGCAGCAGCUAACGUUACAAGGUAUCUGGUCUAUGCCUCUCGGAUGUUAGCCGAACGCACAACGUCAGCUGUCCGGCAGAUUAAUCAAGAUGACUAUGUAAUGUUACUGAGAAAUCCCGGAGAAGUAAUCCUGAAAUCUAUUUGAACAUUGUGCUUACGAAUGCCUGAGACUAGAACUAGGGAGGGAUGGAAUCAAAGAAAGAUAACCAAGAGCCAGACUACACCAAGAUCACUGCUGUGCUGCUGAAAUCAAGGACUGGAGAAUUCGAUGUGGAAUCCAUUCUGUUUCUCAAACUGAAAAGUCUUGGAAUAUGUGAUCUGGGAUGCAUCGGAGAAUGUAUAAACCUGGAGAGGCUCGAUCUGUCUGGAAAUAAUAUCACAAAUUUAGCUCCUCUGGCGUCACUUCGACUUCUUCUUGUUCUUAAUGUGUCUGCAAAUCGAAUUUCCAAUAUAGAACCCCUCUCCAGCUGUGAAAGUUUACAGAGUCUUAAUGUGGCUGGUAACCUUAUACCCAGUACUGAAAACCUCCUAUGCCUUAAGUCUCUAAAAAAGCUGGAGAGUAUUCGACUGAAGGAUAACACUUAUAAUUACUCCAAUCCAGUCUGCAAAAACUCACCAUACCGGAAUAUACUCUUGGAAAUGUUUCCAAACAUCAAAGUGCUUGAUGGCGAAAGAGUGGUUGGCCGUGGAAGUGACUUAUAUCAACUAUGCAAAGAUAUCGAUGACACCAUUAAAGCCGGUAUGUAUAAAAAUGGGCAACUGCCAGAAAGACCUGACUGCAAUCCUUGGGUGGAUGAUGGGUUUUGGGAAAUAAAAAGAUCAAACAGCGCUAUAGUUGAAGAGGCCUACAAGCAGUUUAAUGAUGUUCUCCAUGAAUGCAGGCUUCUAAACAACAGAGCAGCUGCCGUCAUCUCUCAGACUGAGAGGACUUUAGGUGGGAAAAAUCAACCAAAGCAGUAUGCGGUUUGAUACAAGAAAUUCACCUCAUAGCAAACUUUUUAUUUAUUUGUUGAUUUCUUUACUUAUUUACCUUACGCAAUGUUCCUUGUCAAAGCUUUAUGAAGUAACCAUGUUUGUUUUUCUACUGAAAAGCUUUUCUGAUAAGAUGUAGCGCCUGUGCUAAAUGUCUUAAACCCGACGUGUUGCCUGUUACAAGAGUUUAGUUUAAGACGCUUCUUCUGAGUGUUAACAGCAAGCCAUGGUGAAGAACUAAGUCUGUUUGUCUCUGUGAACCCUUGAUCAAAGUCAUCUCAGGAUGCUUCAAACUCAUUUGCACUCACAACACAAUAUUGUAUGAAAACCACAAUGCUUUAAUUAAUGCUGCUAUUUGGAUAAACUGGGAAUUUGUUAAGCAUUUUCUAACAUUCUUUUCUUCAGAAUAUUUUUUAUUAAAGCUGUCCCAUUGUC